GUAGCAGCAUCGGUUCGAACGAUUUGGGAACAUUAACCGUUGUAACUUUCAAAAACAGACUGCUCGAAUCGAUAACGAGCAGUUUUAAAUUCGAUACACUAUUGAUUUUCAUGGAAUUAAAUCGAUAGAUCACUGUUGACAGUUUACUCGUUGAAAACAUAAUUGUAUAACACGCUUAAUAAUUUCCUUUCACACAAUAAUUUCGAAAAAUGACACGACUCGGAAGCUGUAUCGAGAGCUUAAUUGAAAUCAUUAAUUCUUAAAAUACUGUCGAAAGAUUGUCAACGGGUGACACUGUCAUCGUGACCUUUAUUCGGUUUACUCGAACGCGGUGGCGCAACCACCAGGCUCGAAGCGUUAACCGAUUGCCGCUCUAUUUGUAAAGCAUUAUACCUUUAUUUAUUAUUGUUAAUCGCCUACAAGGAGCCACGUGAAAUAGUAUGUCCGCGCGUGAACCGACGAACACGAGCUGAUUUUCGACCGGGAACACUAUUUUUCCUCGGCUCCGUUUCUAUGUCACGGGGAACAAACCUCGCGAACGAUGAACGAUCGAGACCGCAGUAAGAGAAAGAAAACGAAACAAAAAAACCAUCCAGCGUUCACUACUUUUUCGUGACGUUUUAUAAUGUUUGAAGAGGGAGACAGAAGGAAUUCUGAGCUGAUCGGAACCGUCGAUCCCCGGCGCGUAAACACACAUUCAUUCGGUUAAGGUAUCUUGAAGAAGACACAUCACAAGACUGUUUUUAUCGUAAAUCGGCGUUCUUCGCGGAAAGAUCUCGUCCGUGUUUAUCUGUCCUAACCCCCACCCACCCCUUUCGUCCUCUUUUCUCCCCUUUGCCCCAUCCCUAUAUUCUUUUUUUUACGUUACAUCCCUCGCGUGAAUUUUCUAUAUUUUAUACGGCAUGUUUAUAUUAUAUUAUUAUUAUAUUAUUAUUAUUAUUAUCGCAUGGAAACAAUGUUCUGCGAAUGGAUAGCCGAAGAGCAAUGGAUCGAUCAGCCGCCAUUAUAAACAUUCACGGAACAAGUAGUGACGACAUUUGAGUGCAGUCGUGGCUCGAUGCUCAAAAAGAAAAAGAACGGAAAAAGUGACCAAUCGACGCGGCGCUUCGUUUCGAAUCUUCUAUCUUUUGUAAAUGUACAGAAAUACACGAUCAGUUAAAAGUUAUCCGCAAUCUAUGUUCUUUCCAUCUCUUUGGAUCACGCUGACAGACCCAUUCUAAUCAUCUCAAAGUUUUAGCCUCUUCUAGACGAGUUCGAUUCAUCUUGCCGCGAGAACUUUCGAGAUAUAUUAUAAGUCAACCCUCAUCCCCCUCAUCUUGCGGAUAAUUUUUCACUCUGAAAAAAAGAAAAAAGCUCGAUCGUCGCAUCGUCCGCGCAACUGAUUCGCCGUGGCGCGACCACACACGAGUGCCUAUACUAACGAAAUUCGCGGCGAAACUGCCCCUCGUCGCCCUCCAACCCCCGCGAGAAUCGCAGUUCUCGAAGGGAUGGCAGUUACCCGUCACGUUUUCUCUGUAAAUAGCGUUAAAAGGAAAAAAAAAAGAUUCCAAGAUGAUCUUCGACGUUUCCCAGCCCCCCACGAUUUUGCCCGCGAGGAAACGCGCGAGCUUCGACCACGGCGUCCGUGAAACGAUUACUUGUAUUUACAUGAAACGAGACUUUCGUAAAAUUUUGUCGGGAAUGCCGCCGCCUCGUGCCGAUAAACGCGGCCACCAAUCGUCGACGGAAAAAGGCGCGUGAGAACACCGGCCGGAGAAGGAACUUCAAUUCCCAUCGUUUGAUCGUACCCCCCCUCUUCAUCCCUUUCCGCUAACCGCCCUCCUUAUCCCUUGGAUAAUAGCUUCUUUCGAGGACGUUAUGAAUACAGUUCCUAAUACAGUUUAAUAUCGUACAGCGACUUAGACGGUCGACCGUUGUGUCCGCGAGAUAAACAUGAUUCCAAUUACGAGUUUCUUGAUCCUCCUCUCUCCGGCUGUACGGAGAUAUAAGUAUUUAGAUAUAAGUGACAUAUCCACAGCGUGUAGUGUACUUGUAUAUGAAUACCGAAAUAAAUAUUUUCAAUGUUUUUGACAAUAGCCGGUCGUUUGUGUUGUUUAAUCGUCGCACCGCUUUCCCUGUCCGUUUCAGGCUGCGAAAGAUCCAACGAACGCGUGAAACCUGGUGACAACUGUUGGAGAAUGGAGGCUAUUAAAAGGUUGAAUCGUCAAAAUGUCCAGAAUCAAGGAAACCCCAUUCUACCAGUUGUACUAUAUUUUAUAACUGUGUGAAUUUGCCUGAUGGUGGUUAUGUUUGGGUACCCAGAAAAUGCACAGAGGGCUUGGUAUUUCAACCAUAUCUACGAAUGUGUAUUCUACCUGGUGAUUCUUGGACAUGUGACACUCUAUCAACAGACUCAUCUAUUAUAACAAACAGGUAUGAUACACCUGAACUGAUCGAUCCAAAUGAGACUAGUUAUAUGGGGUCAACAGAAGAUCCUUCAAACUUUUCUGAACUCGUUGAUUCAUCUUAUACUACCGAUAGCAUUCUCGACCCACUUAAUCAAGAAAUAGUGACGCCAUAUCCGUUAAUUAAAAUUGAGGAAGCAGUGGAUAAUCAGCAAGAAAAAGUAACAGAUAAACUGAAUACAAUUAAUAAUCUACAGAGUUCUUAUAAAAGGGAGUACUCAAUGUUAAAUCGUUUAAUGUAUCAUUUGUUGAUUCAUAAAGGGAUCACUAUUCCUUUAGAAGUUUUAGCAUCACUAACAGUGCCUUCAAGAAUUACAAGUGACGAUACAACUCAAUCAGAAGUUUCUAAAACCAAUCAGCACAAUAUUCUAAUGAGUCAUUUCACACAAAAUCUCAUUCAACAAACGAACAUACAAACCACUAUCAGAGCUGUUACAAAUCUGCAAAAUACAAUUGAACAUAGUGAAACUACGAAGAAUGAGAAUACAUCAGUGUCAAGUAUGGAAGCUGUAAACGAUACACUGGAGGCACUGCUUGGAGAUUCAGAAAAUGAAAAUAGUUUAAUUUUAAUUUCUAAUAAUAAUGGAAACAAGCAAUAUUUAACAGUUGAAAGUUAUAAAUCACUAGGUUAUUUCGUGGACCCAAAGUUUAUUAGUGUAAUUCCAUGUGUCAAAAACGUUCGAAUGCCGAACGCGACUGACUGCGUUAAAUAUUAUGUGUGUGAGCCAGAAAGGGUAUAUGUAAUUGAAUAUUCAUGUCCAUCUUACUCAGCAUUUAAUAAGUAUACUAGAAUAUGCGAUAGAGAAAGCUAUAACAAAUGUGUGGAAAAUAAUCAAGACAAUGCAGAAGUUCCAGAUAGUAAUACUAAAAUGAAAGUGAACAUGCUGCAGAAAGUGUGUACCGAACGAGGGAAAACAAAAGACCCCACAUCAGACGCACAUUAUUACAUUUGUUAUUCUCCUUCGGAUAAUUCACAAAAUUUAAAAUUUACGCGACUGGCAUGUCCAAAUAACUUAAUAUUUUGUCAGAGUAAAAAGGUUUGUACAACCAAACGGCUCUGUAAAACAACAUAAAUAUUAUUUCACUUACCUUGAGUUGGAGAAUUAAACGCAGACCCAAUCUCAGAUGAAGUAUCAGUACUCGAGGAGCUAUGGGCUGGUGAAGUUUGAAUUCGAAGUGGAGUGGCAUAAUCCAAUGCACACAUUACUACCUUCUCCAUACCACUGUAA
Molecule: messenger RNA, 3673 nt
Organism: Nomia melanderi (Alkali bee)
Lineage: Eukaryota; Metazoa; Arthropoda; Insecta; Hymenoptera; Halictidae
Source: RefSeq, a predicted model, not a curated record